This is a messenger RNA of Linum trigynum, 1374 nucleotides long. NCBI's taxonomy places the organism in Eukaryota, Viridiplantae, Streptophyta, Magnoliopsida, Malpighiales, Linaceae. The record is from the annotation of a GenBank genome assembly.
CCAUACUGUUACCCGGUAAUUAGUCGUAGUCGAUUCUGGUUUGAACUUCUCCACUAAAUCCAAAAACAAGAUCGGCUCGCAUUUGCAACCGCAGCUGCCGCCGCCCAUCCUUUUCUUCGUUGAUCCAUUUCUCAUCGGAAUAUCGCCGGAACUAACCUUAUACUGACUGCCGCACCUCUCUCUGAGUAAAAGGGUGGCUACUGUCCUCAUCGGAUCCAAGGUUUUGCCGCGAUCUUUCAUUUUCCAACAAUGCGGGAGUGAUACGCGGACUGCGAUUUCCUUGUCCGAUUUCUGAUGCGAUACGUGUGUGGGUUUUCUGUUCUUGCAGGUUGAUUGUCUUCUCAUCGGGAUGGAUCAGUCCUCCUUUGGCCCAAUCACGAGCGUUUCUGUUCAACCAGUUGAUCAAAAUGGAACUGAACCCUCUCCAGAGUUGUGCCAAAUUGAAGAGGGUCUAUUCUUGGGGUCAAUUACCGAAGCAACUAUGAAGGAUGCACUCAAACAAGCCAACGUAACUCACAUUUUAACCGUCGCCAGCUUCUUACCUUCUUUUCCAGAAGAAUUUCAGUACAAGGUCGUCAACAUUUCGGACAGCGUGAACACGAACAUUGCACAGUACUUCGAUGAUUGUUUCGAUUUCAUCGAUGAAUCUAAACGACUCGGUGGUGGUGUGCUCGUACACUGCUUCAUGGGAGUGUCCAGAAGUGUGACUGUUGUUGUUGCUUACUUGAUGAAGAAGCGACAUAUGAGCUUAUCUCAAGCCUUGCAACAUGUUCGGAGUAGGCGACCUCAGGCUUCUCCCAAUCCUGGAUUCAUAUCACAGCUGCAGAAAUUUGAACAGUCUCUUAAAGAAGGUGAGAAUGCAAAGGAGCAGAGUAUCUAAAUAGCGGCAUUGGAAAGAAACCGGCAUACCAUUUUCCAAUGGUUUUGUAAGAGCAGGCUUUACAUCUGUAUUUCUGAGAUUGAAGUGGCAACAUGGUUGCACAAAGAACAUAUUUUUUUUAUGAACUGUAACAGAACCACAUGGACUAAAGAGUUAUAGAAUGUAUGGCGCAUAUGAUUAAGCUCUUUGGUUGUUCAAUCAUGAAGAAGCCAGAGGUUCUUGUUGAGAUUUCUGGAAGUUUUAUAUUUUUCUUUGUCAAAAUGUGUCAUUGUUUGAUCUUGUACUUUAACAAGGAUGAAGUAUGUUGAUUGCCAUUAUCGUUAUCAAGCUACAUUGUCAUAUUGGCAUGAGGUACCUAAGUAGGGCUGAAAGUUUGGUAUUGGUAUUUGGUAUAUACCGAAUACCGUACCGAAUUUGUUUAUAUUUGGUAUUACCGAAUACACGUAUUAUUUCUUGGGAUUGAAUUUCAAUUGUAAUAUAUUAGGGAUUACGGG